Molecule: messenger RNA, 1646 nt
Organism: Diaporthe batatas
Lineage: Eukaryota; Fungi; Ascomycota; Sordariomycetes; Diaporthales; Diaporthaceae
Exons: 3
Coding region: 354-992 (212 amino acids)
Source: RefSeq, a predicted model, not a curated record
GCUGGAGACAUAGAAUGCCAGUCGUCGACCUGAUGUCUUACAUCAUUCCCGCACAUUAAAACCGCGACGUCCGCUUGCCAUCGUCCUCUCUCUUUGUCUGCAGCUCACCGUUCCCAUCUUGAAGCUAGGACUAAAUAGCAACCGUCAAAGAGGAGCCAAGGACGCCGACGCGCCAACACUGGGACAAGCCAUCAUUCCCCUCAUACCGAGUAGUGGCCCAGCCUCUUGUCAACCUUGGAACACAUCAUUAUCAUUAGUCUUGCCAUCAUUGCAUAGCCAUUGCCGCGUAUAUCUACAGCAUUCCUUCCAACCCUACUUACAACGAACGCAUUACAACUCCGGGUCAUUAUUAUAUGCACAUCAGGCGCAAGAAACAAGACGCACACGCCACACCCGUCACCGUCCUCGUCGCAAAGAUGGCCAGAAUAUUCGCCAGGGUCAAGAAGGUCUUCUCCCGGCCCAAGAACCUCGAGCCGGCUUCGAGCAACGCUUCUUCGAUUGAUACCUCAUCCGCUGCCAGCCGUCGCCCCUCCACCGCAGCACCGUCAUACCACCACGCCGCAGCAGUGCAACCACCAGCUUACCGGUCUCCGCCCCACUUGCACGACGACGGCACAACCAGCACGUCGCCGGCCCCUACAACGUUCCAGCAGCAGGCGAGCCACAUAGCCCACUUCCAGGUCGGAGGCAUGAGGCGCACCAGAGACGGGUCAUCAUACCUGUCCUCAUACGAGUCUACGCAGACGUCGGGUGCAUCGUCCUCGGGCUGGACACGACCUUCGUACGCCUCGGCUGGCGCUACCACAAUGACUUCCCACGGACACGACAGUAACACGGCGCUCGACACGACCGAGAAGAAGCACAUGCACUACCCCAGCCACCGCCAGCAUGCCACGAGCACCUGGCAGGGCAAGCCGAACGGCACUGCUUACGACCGGCGAGAGGAAUUGACCGAGGAGGACGAGGACACAUGGGCCCGACUGAUGAUGUGAUGGGCCUUGGGGGCCCCUUCGACCAGCGAGCUUACAGAGAUUGAGGGGAAAUCGAUAUGCCCUCAGAAAAAGAGCCCCUCAGCACUUGACCAUGCGCCAAGCCACCAGUUGAUUUUGGGCCUCCCCCGAAUGCAGGCAGCUUGCUUUUUCCCCAGCCCCAGACGACGCGGAAACUGUCGGUUUUCGGCGUACAACGGGUGGCUGGCAUUUACUUAAUAGAUGCUACACAAUACCCACAAGGCUGUAAUGGCCCGUUGCCCCGAGUAAUUAAGUGCAUGUUGGGUCACGAUUCGGCUGCGCAUUCAUCCGAUUCUGUGGCCGGGGGUGUCACACUCGGCCAGAUCCUGUUCCUGAUCGCAUCAAAGCGACCCGAGGUUGGCCACGGACUGUGCCCUACAUCAGAGGCUUGAGAACCAGAAGUUUGUCCGUGUCUCGAGCUGACAAGGCCGAGUGCUCUGGCAAAGGACAGAAACACUACGGCCCCGAAAGGUCCAGAUGACCACAGUCAACUGAGGUCUCUCAUAUGGUUCACCUCGGAGUAAUGCUAUUAAUCUGAGUUAGAAGCCAUGGUGUAUCAUGGAGUCACACUGAAAUGCCACUUAAGAGGCUCUGUGGCUCGGCGCAACCAUACCAAGCUACCUAGGUAGAUCGGCC